Messenger RNA from Trypanosoma conorhini, 1020 nucleotides. RefSeq names its product aldo/keto reductase. The transcript has a single exon. The record is from RefSeq and is a predicted model, not a curated record. Bases 1 to 1020 code for a protein of 339 amino acids. Lineage: Eukaryota; Euglenozoa; Kinetoplastea; Trypanosomatida; Trypanosomatidae. Gene Ontology annotation, cellular component: cytosol. Gene Ontology annotation, molecular function: aldose reductase (NADPH) activity.
AUGCCCGGGGCGAAUGUCAUGAGUUUUAGGCCGCUCGGGGGGCCUGUGCUGGGCGUCGCGCACAGGCUGCCGCUGAGGAACGGGCAGAGCAUCCCCCAGUGCGGCUUCGGAACGUACCGGAUGACCCCCGCGGAGGCGGGGCCGUCCGUUGAGUACGCCGUGGCUUGUGGGUUUCGGCACGUGGACUGUGCGAAGGCGUACUGCAACCAGGCCGCAGUUGGGGAGGCCCUGCAGCGUCUGACAUCGACCGGCAAGGUGAGGCGCGAGGACUUGUUUUUGACCUCCAAGCUGUGGCCCACCGAUCAGCACCCAAGCCACGUGGAGGGGGCGUGCCGAGAGACGCUGGCGGAGCUCCGCGUGGACUACCUUGACUUGUAUCUCAUUCACUGGCCGGUGGCGUGGCGCCACUCCCCGCAGUUCGCGACCGACGACGAUAAGUACCCCAAAGACGCCAGCGGAGCUGCCGCGGUGGACGACAGCGUCAAACUUAUUGAUACGUGGAGGGCCAUGUGUGAACUUGUCGAUAAAAAGUUGGUGCGUUCGAUUGGCCUUUCAAACUGUAACGAGACACACAUUAACGAAGUCAUGAGUGACGAGCGUCUUUAUGCACCGGUGGUAAACCAAAUUGAACUUCACCCGGCGUUGGUGCAGCGUGAUCUGCUUAGCCUGCACGGUGCGUACCAUAUCGUGACCGCCGCCUACAGUCCGCUGGGGAUGCCCUCGCGAUUUACGCCCCCGGGCUACAAAGGCCUGCUGACGGAUGCGGCACUGCAGCCGCUUUCUGAGUAUUCCGGGUUUAGCGUGGCCCGUGUGCUGCUAAACUGGAGCCUUGACAUGCACAACGUCGUGAUUGUGCGCUCCACCAACAAGGAACACAUCCACUCGAACGCGAAGGCCGCGCUUUUUGCCCUCUCGGACCCCGUGCGGAUGAUCCUCGACAGAUUCCAGGAGCGUGUGGGGACAGUGCGAACCAUCAACCCGACAGACUUCACUCGCAGCGGAAGGAGCUUCUUUGCGUGA